AAUUUGUUUGCGUUAUGCUUAUGUCAGAAAUAGCGUGGCAUUAUUCUCUUCCAAGCAACAAGCAAGCAGCUGGUCGUUGAAGUCAUUUUUAAUUUGUUCAAAAAAUAUUAGGCAACGUUUAUGACAGCGGUAGUAAAUAUAAUGUGUGAGAGAACUGAUCAUUUAUCAUGGGAAGAUUACUUUAUGGCGACAUCAAUUCUCACAUCACAACGAAGUAAGGAUCCAGUCACACAGGUUGGUGCCUGUAUUGUUGACAAAGACAAUCUCAUAUUAGCAGUAGGUUAUAAUGGCCUCCCACGGAAUUGCAAAGACAACGAAUUUCCCUGGUGUAAGGACAAGCAAAAUCCUUAUAAUGAUAAAAGUAUGUACGUAGUACACGCUGAAGCCAAUGCAAUAUUGAAUAAAAACAGCGCAAAUUUACAAGGAUCUCGAUUGUAUACGACACUUUUUCCUUGCAACGAAUGCACAAAGAUUAUUAUUCAGUCUGGAAUCAAGGAAGUAAUCUACAUAUCUGACAAACAUGGCGGAAAGCCUAGUUAUCAUGCUUCUAAAAGAAUGCUUGACGCAGUGGGUAUAACAUAUAGACGAUAUGUACCAAAGAAAAAGAAAAUAGUUUUAGAUUUUGAUAAUUUUAUUCAGGACGAAGCAAUUGAUUUAAGCAAACUAGAAAUAACCGAAUAAUUGAACCAAACAACCACAAAUAAAUUGUUGAGUAAUGUACAACUGAAUUUCGUAGAAGGAUCUUAAGGAAACUUGUGAAGAGCAGUGUGUAUUUUAAUUAAUUGCAGAUUUCUUAACUCAGAAAUUGUGAUUUGUCAUGUAUUUAAAUCAUUUGUAAUUUACUUAAGCCAAUCUUUUUAUCCCGAAACGAGGUAAACACAGACAAAACAAUUGUAUUUAGUUUUAACUUUCCCCUCAAUAAACAAUGGCAACUGUCUUCCUAUACCUACAUAUAUAUUAAUUCAAUAGGAUGAGGGAAAAAUAGUCUUUUUGUCAAGCGAAUCUAUAAAAAUUGUGUAAUUUGUUUCUUAUGUAAAAAAUAAAUAUCGGGGAAAUAUUCAGCAUAUUGACCUCUUUUUGCUA
Eupeodes corollae is the source of this 1083-nucleotide messenger RNA. RefSeq names its product probable deoxycytidylate deaminase. Gene Ontology annotation, biological process: dUMP biosynthetic process; dTMP biosynthetic process. The record is from RefSeq and is a predicted model, not a curated record. Gene Ontology annotation, molecular function: dCMP deaminase activity; zinc ion binding. The transcript is spliced from 3 exons. Bases 121 to 681 code for a protein of 186 amino acids. NCBI's taxonomy places the organism in Eukaryota, Metazoa, Arthropoda, Insecta, Diptera, Syrphidae. Gene Ontology annotation, cellular component: cytoplasm.